AUGCGGUUGUUUCUAGUGGCGGUUAUGAUCCUACUGGUGUAUGGUUUCUACAUUGAAUUUGCUUACCUAAAACUUCCGGAGCGGUCAUCGGUUGAUGAAGACGAAGACGAGGCAUCGGGCGAUGGCAUCACAUGGGCGCUGCUCGUCGCGGGUACGACCGGAUGGGGUAACUACAGAUUUCAAGCAGAUGUAUGCCACGCAUAUCAACUUCUAAAAGCAGGAGGCAUAAAGGAUAAACACAUUGUUGUGUUUAUGUAUGAUGACAUCGCCUACGAUAGAGAAAAUAUGGAGCCGGGCAAAAUUUUUAAUAGCUUUUAUGGUCAUCAGGAUGUCUAUGCCGGUGUUCCAAAGGAUUACACUGGUGCAAAUGUUACCACUAAGAAUGUGCUUGGGGCACUUGUUGGAGACAAAAAGUCGAUCACAGGUGGCAGCGGGAAGGUUAUCAAAAGCAGAUCAACUGAUCGGAUCUUUAUCUAUAUCUCUACUCAUGGAAACCGUGAAUAUCUCAAUCUGCCCAAUGGUCAAACGAUAACUAGGCAAGAGUUGUUGGAUGCACUAGAGCAGAAACAUGCCCGGAAUAGCUAUAAAUCAAUGGUUAUAUACUUAGACGCAUGCCACGGUGCAAGUAUGUUUGCUAAUGUGUUAACCCCGAGCUUGAACAUCUAUGCUGUGACCGCAGCAGAUGAGGACGAGAUUGCCCAUGCAGAGUAUUGUCUACGGGUAAACGGCAUGUUUAAGGUGAAAAAGCGAGUCUCUAAGAAUGGUACUUACAUAGGGGGAUCGCAUGUGAUGGAGUAUGGUGAUAAACAUAUCAAAUCAGAGCAGCUCUAUAUGUACCAUAGAUUCAAUCAAAAACCUGUAAACCAUACGAGAACGGUUAGUUUCUCCAACAAUCUUUUAGAAAAUAUAGUUUCUCCAAAACAUAUUCAAUGGACGCGAUGUCUCUUCUUUGAGGAUCCAAUAACUCAAAGAAGCGAGCAUCAAGUAUGGGUCCAGGUAUACAACCAUGCUGAAUCAAAGCUCAAAUGUUGGCAAUGUUAUGGCAGAUAA
This is a messenger RNA of Erigeron canadensis, 1050 nucleotides long. Its product is annotated as legumain-like. The transcript has 6 exons. Gene Ontology annotation, biological process: vacuolar protein processing. The record is from RefSeq and is a predicted model, not a curated record. The coding region runs from base 1 to 1050 and encodes 349 amino acids. Gene Ontology annotation, molecular function: cysteine-type endopeptidase activity. Lineage: Eukaryota; Viridiplantae; Streptophyta; Magnoliopsida; Asterales; Asteraceae.